CCGUGUUUAAAGGCUGCCGACUCUCCUGCUUCAUGACAAAUGAACCGAGAAACAGUCGUGAACACAUAUUCUCUCAAGACACGAAGGAAAGCUCGUUCUUCUUCUGCAAGAUGGUGAAGGAGAGCAGCAACGGGAACUCUGAUGUUGAGUCGGAGGCGCCUCCCAGGUGCAGCCUGUCCUGCCUCGGUCCUCUAACCUUCCACCCUCGGGCCGCGGGCGACCAGGUGCGCCUGAGCCGAGGGUGCCGCCUCGCCGAGAGGACGGGCGCCACGUUCAAGAACGGCCUGGUGUUCAGCAGCCGCCCGGUGAAGACCCAGGAGAGACUCCGCCUCCGGGUGGAGAAAGAAUCGCACAACUGGCAAGGCGCCCUGCGCGUGGGCUUCACCAACGUGCCGCCCACGGCCAGAUCUCUGCCGCUGCCCGUCAUGGCCAUCCCCGACCUCACCGACGUCCCGGGACACUGGGCUGUUCCUGUGCACGAAUCCCACUGCCAGGCGGGUUCGGAGCUGCAGUUCUGGGUCUCUCACGGAGGCUCCGUGUACGUCUCCAGCAGCAACACCGAGGCGCAGAAGGUGCUGACAGGGGUGGACCUCAGCCUGCCGCUGUGGGCCAUGAUCGAUGUCUACGGGCAGACGCGCGCCAUUUUUCUCCUGGGCUCAGAGAAAAGGGAUCUGCUUCGCACCAGACGGUCCUGUCCUGCACCUGAAUGCCUCACCUCGCCUGACGUUGACAACCACUACAGUUUGUCUCGAGUCUCGAGCUUCGGUGGAAACAGCGAUGAAUGCAUCUCCCUUCUGGAAGUCCCAGCAGGUGGAGGCUGCGUGUCCGACUGUGUGGUGUGCUUGGAGAAACAGGCCAGGAUCACGCUGCCUUGCGGCCACCGCUGUUUGUGUAACGCAUGCGCCUCCAGAGUCUUGCAGGACUUUGGCACGUGCCCGCUGUGCCGACACCAGAUCAGAGCUCCGGCGGAGGAGAGGAGGAGAUGUCGCUGACACCCGGCAGGAAUCACCAAAAAAAAACAAGCUACCACUGACUGUAACGCAGGAAACACUUUGAGGAGCAGCAACCUAACGAGUGCUGGUUGCUGCAGCGAUUGAAGCCGAGCCAGAAACCUUUGUUACGUCAUUCAGCACUCUCUUCCAUAGAUCUAUAUACCUUCCUAAAAUAAUUGCCUAAGUCAUUUUUUUAACAAAAAUGAUUUUGUUGCCUAAAUCAUCUCCUCAUGGUGCUGGCCACCUCUGGUAAAAUCGCCUACAUCCUCAGUUGAACAGGUCAUGUGAUUCUACACCUUUAGUAUAACUGCCUAUGUCAAGCAUGUGACUUAGGCAGUUUUAUUUUUUUUGUUUUUCCGAAAAACCUGAAAAAAUGACUUUUAACAAAAAUGAUUUCUUUGCCUA
Molecule: messenger RNA, 1397 nt
Organism: Perca flavescens (yellow perch)
Lineage: Eukaryota; Metazoa; Chordata; Actinopteri; Perciformes; Percidae
Product: E3 ubiquitin-protein ligase NEURL3
Exons: 5
Coding region: 33-992 (319 amino acids)
Biological process (GO): ubiquitin-dependent endocytosis
Cellular component (GO): early endosome
Molecular function (GO): ubiquitin protein ligase activity
Source: RefSeq, a predicted model, not a curated record